Molecule: messenger RNA, 2169 nt
Organism: Striga hermonthica
Lineage: Eukaryota; Viridiplantae; Streptophyta; Magnoliopsida; Lamiales; Orobanchaceae
Source: the annotation of a GenBank genome assembly
AUGAUAUCGGGAAGCGCAGACAGAUGGCAGGUCCUCAAGAACUCGCCCAGGUACAGACCAUCAACUUCCGAGAUGGUCAUUGAGGGCCUGGAUAUUUUAACCCUAAAAGAUCCAAGGUCUCAGAGCCUCGUAAAGGAUAUGAUGCCUAACCGAAGUGAAAGUGCACCCCCGAGCAUGGAAGGUUCUUUGGUGGCAAUGGAGAAUAUUGUUUCCCAUCGAAAAAUAAAUUUCAGCUUUUAUCCUGACUCUGCACCUCCAAGCAUAUAUGAUGUUUAUGGUGAAAAUGUGAAGUUAUCAAGGAACAAACUUCCUGCUCAUGAGGAAGAGCCCGAGGAUGAUCAAUCGUGUUAUCACAGCUCUAUUGUGCCUGUGGAAAAGUCAGGUUUCUCGGGUUAUCACAGUCGUUCAUUGGACUCAAUGAAGGACACAACCCAGAGGACAUCACCAGUGGGGCUACCUGUACACCAAAGAGAUCCUGACUACAGUCCCUCAACUGGAGGUGCUGGUAAUGUAGAUUCUGCUCAUACCCAGCCUACAACGAGUGCCAAUGCAUGUAGUGAUUCAAAUUUAAACUCCCAAAACCUUCAUACCAAAGAGCUACUUGCCCAGAAAAAUAAUGAGCUGCACCAACGAGCUCCACCACAAGAUUUCAGUACUUCUCGAGUUCAAGAUUCUUCCUCUCAGAUCAUUUAUCCAGCAAUAACCGAUGCGUACAGUAGCUCAAACCAGCUCCAUCAUAUUCCUUCAAACAUUUCAAUGCCUUAUUUGACUCCACACAGCCCGCUUUACCAUAAUGUUCCGCAAACUGGCUUCUUUGUUCUACAAUAUGGCUCCGGUGGAUACAAUUUGAACUCGACCAUUUUUCCCUCGUAUUUAGCCGGAUAUCCACACCAGGGUGGUGCUUUCCCUGUUGCAUUCAAUGGUGCACCUUUUUAUGGUCGGGUAGGAGUUCCUUUACAGCCUCCAUUUCAUGUGCAGUACUUCCAACCUCCUUUACGAGAUCCCUAUGGCUCGUAUAGUCAUUUCCAUUAUCAAGCACCAAGAGAUGGUGCGAAUCAAAUGGGCUGUUAUGACCCGAAAAAGGAAUCUCAGCAGUUGUCUGGCUCGGGCUACUAUGGAAGAGGGAAUGCUUCUGGUCACUACUAUGGAAGCCCGACUCAUGUUGGCCCUUUAGGUCAGUUUCCUGAUGCAUCUGUUGUUCAUCCAGCCGUGCAACCUAAAAUGGCAGCAGUAGCUAACACGAGUCUUUCUCACUCUUCUGGUGGUAACCCCAGUAAAAUUAGUGGUCAAAGUCAGACCUGGAAAGAUGCGAAAUUGAAUUAUUUUCUUGAAGAGCUGAAAUCUGGUACCUGCCAAAAAUUGGAGCUGUCUGAUAUAAAAGGAUAUAUUGUUGAAUUCAGUGUUGAUCAACAUGGAAGUAGAUUCAUUCAGCAGAAGCUAUUGAUGUGCAGUCUUGAAGAGAAAGCAUCCGUUUUCAAGGAAGUCGUCCCUCAUGCUUCCAAACUAAUAACCGAUGUAUUUGGGAACUAUGUUGUUCAGAAGCUUUUUGAACACGGGAAUUCAGAGGAAAGGAUGAACCUUGCAGAUCAACUGAAAGGUCAAAUCCUGCCUUUGAGUUUGCAGAUGUAUGGAUGUCGUGUAAUACAGAAGGCUCUUGACGUUAUUAAUUUGGAGCAAAAGACAAGGCUUGUACAAGAGCUUGACGGACAUGUAUUGAGAUGUGUUCGUGAUCAAAACGGUAAUCAUGUUAUACAGAAGUGCAUCGAGAGUAUUCCCCUAGAUAAUAUUCAUUUCAUGGUUUCUUCUUUUCGUGGGCAAGUUGCCUCACUCUCAAUGCACCCUUAUGGCUGCCGUGUCAUACAGAGGUUCCUGGAGCAUUGUAGUGACAAUGUACAAACAAAAUUCAUAUUCAACGAGAUUUUGGACUCAGUUUGCUCACUCGCUCAAGACCAAUAUGGCAAUUAUGUUACACAGCAUGCUUUGGAAAGGGGAAAGCCUCAUGAAAGGAGUCGAAUCAUUGAGAAAUUAGUUGGAUCUAUUGUGCAACUGAGCCAACACAAAUUCUCAUCAAAUGUUGUCGAAAAAUGUGUGGAGUAUAGUGAUUCUGAUGCAAGAGAAAUGCUGAUAAAGGAAAUUAUAGGGGAUGGCAACAAGAAUGAUAAUUUAUUG